This is a messenger RNA of Myotis brandtii (Brandt's bat), 575 nucleotides long. Its product is annotated as titin-like. The record is from RefSeq and is a predicted model, not a curated record. The transcript is spliced from 7 exons. The annotation marks the transcript as partial. Lineage: Eukaryota; Metazoa; Chordata; Mammalia; Chiroptera; Vespertilionidae.
AGUGCCCAAGGUGCCUAAGGAAGUUGUUCCUGAAAAGAAAGAGCCUCCCGUGGUUCUCAAGAGGCCAGAAGUCCCACCUGUCAAAGUGCCUGAAGUUCCCAAAGAAGUUGUUCCAGAAAAGAAAAUAGUCAUUCCCAAAAUGCCCGAAUUCCCACCAGCUAAAGUGCCAGAAGUGCCAAAGAAACCUGUCUUAGAAGAGAAACCAGCCGUUCCUGUUCCCAAGAAAGUGGAGUCUCCUCCUCCAGAAGUAUAUGAAGAACCCGAGGAAAUUGCUCCUGAAGAGGAAGCACCAGUUCCUGCUGUGGAAGAAGAGGAGCCAGAAGCCCCACCACCGGCAGUGCCUGAAGAGCCCAAGAAGAUUGUUCCAGAGAAGAAAGUUCCUAUCAUCAAAAAACCAGAAGCUCCUCCUAAAGUACCUGAGAUGGCAAAGAAAGUUGUCCCACCGAAGAAAGUCCCAACUGUUAAGAAGCCAGAAACACCAGAAGCUAAAGUGCCCGAGGUGCCCAAGAAACUUGUUCCAGUAAAGAAAGAACCAGUGCCUGUUACCAAAAAACGAGAAGUCCUUCCAGAAAAAG